Messenger RNA from Oryzias latipes (Japanese medaka), 3146 nucleotides. Its product is annotated as kelch-like family member 5. Gene Ontology annotation, molecular function: protein binding. The record is from RefSeq and is a predicted model, not a curated record. Lineage: Eukaryota; Metazoa; Chordata; Actinopteri; Beloniformes; Adrianichthyidae.
AUCGAUCCAGGACAUCAUUAGUGAAAGGUUCGACCAGGGGAACAGGUGAAGUUUUCCAAAUCACAUGUAAAUUUAAUGUGUACAAGCAAACAAGUAAACAAGAUUUAAUGGCACCAUUCACAUUUCAGUUUCAUUAAGUUCAGCUCACUGUUGUUUUUCCACAACAAAAUAAUGCAAACGAGACAUUAGAACAUUCUACCACACUGUAUGGUCACAUGACUGCAGAAUUCAGUGCUACAAAGGACUGGAAUGAUGGCCUGAUCAUUUUUUGCUGCCAUCACGUGUGUGUUGUCCAUUGUGAUGACACUUGGUCAUUUUUACCUCAGUAAAAUGAACCUACGAUGUGUCAAUCCAAAUGGUAUAUUGAUUAUCGAUUUAUCUUAUUUUGAAACGAUUUGAUAAUGGGUUGGUUAGAUUCAAUUAACAACAUGCCUCAGACAGUUUUUAGAAAGUGCUGGAGGCUGCAUAUUAUUGACUUUAUGAAAGAAGCCUAUAGACCACUGAACAUUUAAACAGGGGCUGUAUUUGACCCACGGCCGGACUUUGGACAUGCCCUUUCUCAUGUCUGGUUGGAGUUUUAAGUUCUUUUAAACUCUAAACAGACCCCCUUUUCCCUCCCUUCCUCUCUCUCUCUCUGUCAUGCUCCGCUUUCGGUCCAUAUACUCCGCGUGGUUCCGCUCUCUCACUCGACUCGCGGUUACCGGGCGCACGGUUGCCAAGAGAGACGCGUGUGCAGCCACAUCGGUGGAAAAAACGGCACGGGAUCUCCCCCCGCCAUUUCCUCGUGUAAUAGCCCUGGAAUGUCGUGUAGUGGAUCGGGCUCUUCCUCGCGGAAGGAGUUCGAUGUGAAGCAGAUCCUUAGGAUCCGAUGGAGGUGGUUCGGUCACCCCGCGGUUCCUCCGCCUCUUUCCCCGCCGGUGGGAGAUUACCUCGCCAGGAGGAGGACGGGCGGCAGCUCCGGGGAAGGACCGUCCGUUAGCGGCUGUAGCAACUCCAAUUCAGCCAGUCUGAACCACAGCUCGGGGAGCCACAGCGGACUGGUGGCCAGCGGCAGCGCGGGCUCGAACCUGUGCAACGGCAGCAACAGAAAGUUUGCCGAAUCGGCGGGGAGUCGAAGCGGUCCGGGGGGAGCGACGUUCGGAGCCACGGGGAACUCCUGCACGCGCUCCUUCAGCCACCCAGAGUGCAGAGGCUCGUGGGUGUCCCCUCCGCUCCCCCGUCGCCCUCGCCAGGUGACAAACAUGGAGCCCCCUGUCGAGGCCCCGAUGCCCCACUUAGUAGCCGAGCCGUCGGCUCAUGGCGUGGUUGAGCCGGAGCCUGAGGAGGCUGCCUUGGCGGCGGCUGUGGGCGCGGAGGAGAACAACAACCACCCGGAAACAGACACGAGUUCGUGCAGGACGUCCAACAGCAGUGCCACACUGUCUUCAUGUGUGUCGAUGGAGCCAGAGGACUGCAUGUUCACCGCUUUGUCUCAUGCUGACGUGACGUUCCGCAAGAUGGAGGGCUAUUUGAGGUCAAGACAGCUGUGCGACGUCAUCCUUGUGGCUGGAGAGAGGAGGAUACCUGCCCACAGGCUCGUUCUGUCAUCUGUGUCAGAUUACUUUGCAGCCAUGUUUACCAGUGAUGUGAGGGAAGCCAAGCAGGAUGAGGUGAAGAUGGAAGGAGUAGACCCUGAUGCAUUGUGGGUCCUGGUUCAGUAUGCAUACACAGGCCGGCUCGAGUUAAAAGAGGACACCAUCGAGUCUCUGUUGUCAGCCUCCUGUUUGUUGCAGUUGUCUUCGGUUGUCCAAGCCUGCUGUUCUUUCCUUGUGAAACAGCUCCACCCGUCUAACUGCCUCGGCAUUCGCUCCUACGCCGAUGCUCAAGGCUGCAACGACCUGCAGAGAGCUGCUCACGCCUACACCAUGGAGCACUUUUUAGAUGUUAUCGGAGGCCAGGAGUUUCUUCUCCUCCCUGUGGAGGAAAUGGAAAGACUGCUCAAAUCUGAUGACAUCAACGUGCCAGACGAGGAAACGGUGGUAACUUCUUUGUUAACCUGGGUCUCUCAUGACGCUCCCACCCGCCAUCUCCACCUUCCCUUGCUGCUGGCUCACGUCAGAAUACCGCUGCUGCAACCACAGUUCUUGGCAGACCUGGAGUCUAAUCCGCUCCUCCGUGACAGUGUGGAGUGUCAGCGACUCCUGAUGGAGGGGAUGAAGUAUCAUCUUUUGCCCCAGCGGCAGCCCUUGCUGCAGAGUCCCCGCACGCGGCCACGCAAAGCCACCGUGGGGGCCAUGUUUGCCGUCGGGGGGAUGGACGCCUCAAAAGGUGCCACAAACAUUGAACAGUACUGUCUGCGCCGGGACACGUGGAGGCAGGUCGCAACCAUGAGCGGGCGACGACUGCAGUUUGGUGUCGCUGUGCUUGACGGCCGUCUUUAUGUGGUCGGAGGCAGAGAUGGACUCAAGACUCUGAACACCGUGGAGUGUUAUAGUCCUCAGAGCAAAACCUGGAGCGUCAUGCCGCCCAUGUCCACACACAGGCACGGUUUGGGUGUGGCUGUUUUAGAGGGGCCCAUGUAUGCAGUGGGGGGACAUGAUGGUUGGAGCUACCUCAGUACAGUUGAAAGGUGGGACCCCCAAGCUCGUCAGUGGAGCUUUGUAGCAAGCAUGGCGACGCCUCGCAGCACAGUUGGAGUUGCUGUUCUCAAUGGAAAGCUGUAUGCUGUGGGAGGUCGUGACGGCUCUUCGUGUCUGCGUUCAGUCGAGUGCUUUGACCCUCACAUAAACAGAUGGAACAGCUGUGCUCCCAUGGCUAAAAGGCGUGGAGGUGUGGGUGUGGCCACGUGGCAUGGUUUCCUGUACGCCAUCGGAGGUCACGAUGCUCCAGCUUCGUCUUUGGCCUCUCGGCUAAGCGACUGUGUGGAAAGAUAUGACCCGCAGACAGACAUGUGGACCGCUGUAGCCCCUAUGAGCCUCAGCCGAGAUGCUGUUGGCGUUUGUCUCCUCGGCGACCGCCUCUAUGCUGUAGGCGGGUAUGAUGGACAGGUGUAUCUCAAUACUGUGGAAGCCUACGACCCUCAAACCAACGAGUGGUCACAGGUAGCGCCUCUGUGUCUGGGCAGGGCAGGUGCUUGUGUGGUGACCGUCAGACUGUAAAAAAAAAAA